UACAAAUCAUUAGAAACAUUUCUAUCACAAGAUUUUUCAAAACGAAGUCCUCCAUUAAGAGGAUUGUCGCAACAGGGAACUACCUCGUGGCGCCGACAUGUGGGGGAUUCUUCGCAGGGAAUUUCUAGAGAAAAAGAUAAGCUACCAGAAUCUUCUCUGGGAGGAGCCGCUUUGCGAGCUUCGUUUGAAAGAGAUACUGUGCACGGAGCUAGCACAGGAGGAGCUUCGAGUUCAGCAGCCAUGGUGGCUACUGCUUCCUCAUCACCGUGUUGUUGA
This is a messenger RNA of Haemonchus placei, 276 nucleotides long. The record is from the annotation of a GenBank genome assembly. NCBI's taxonomy places the organism in Eukaryota, Metazoa, Nematoda, Chromadorea, Rhabditida, Trichostrongylidae.